AUGCUUUCCCCUACCGAGUUUAAUGUUCGUGUCCUGCUGGCUGAUCUGACGAAGGUUAUUUCCAUCAAUCAACAAACGGCGUUUGUACAGCCGAAUUCGGACUUUCUUUCCUUUGUAUCGGACCCGAAUUCACCUGGGCUGGAGGUUGUCUUUGUCACACGGACCAAACAGGCCAUUGCGAUGGGCUCAAAGAUUUUCGGUACAAUUCGCCUUGCCGCUUGCACGGGGUUAACCACUGAUGAGCUCUUUUUGACCCGGACAACCUUCAAUCAUAGUUAUUUCUUCGCUUCAAAUACCCAUCAGUGGGUUGAGUUCGAAAUAUAUGUUUUUCAGUCUAUCGGUAUUUUAUCUUCAUGUACUAUCUGA
Molecule: messenger RNA, 366 nt
Organism: Dicrocoelium dendriticum
Lineage: Eukaryota; Metazoa; Platyhelminthes; Trematoda; Plagiorchiida; Dicrocoeliidae
Source: the annotation of a GenBank genome assembly